AAGUUUUUUUUAAUGGAUGGGAUCUGCAUCUGCUCUUGUAGAAAUACAAUGUGAUUCACGGGUGUAACAGAGAGAGAGAGAGAGUUUCCUUUCCUUCUCUUCUUUUGUGUGCUCUCUGGAGUGUCUUUGCGUCAUUUCUCCCCUCUCUCUUUAUCUCUCCACUUUUUUUCUCCCUGUAUGUGCUUUAUUUCACGAAGAACCUGAUUCUCCAAACACGAGGAAUGAAUUACUUUUCUCUUCCUUUCCUUUUUUCUCUCACUCAAUCUGUUUGAACCGCAAAUUUGGAGAGAAAGUGAGAGAAAAGAUCUGGAUUUGGCUUGUUGGUAUCUAUUCUGCGCCGUCGAAGCCGUUUUCAACGGGCGGAUGUUGUUAGUUUGUGAUGAUCAAUAUGAUAGAAACAGACAAGAGUCGAGACGUGAGGCGUGUAGCGAGUCGGUUCUCGCGACAGAUUAAGCAAUCUGGACACAAGCAUAUCUCUGCUGCUUUGAACGGUAGAGCAAAUUCGAGUAACCAGGACGAGUAUAAAAUGGAUUGCGAAUUAGCUGAUAGAGAAGAGUCCCUUCCUUCCCAGGCUCCUUCUGUCAGUGGCAGUGGUGGUAAAAGAUUCAAGCUACCCAGAAAGCAAUUUUUUGAUGACUGCAAUGGCGUUGAUCAUGUUUCUGUUCCGCGGAAGCUACGGUCAGCCAUGAAGAAACGCAAUCGGGAAUCUUUUUUAUCUCCACCUUUGCCAAAUUCAAAGAAGUUGAACCGAUCUAGUAGUGGCGUCAAAUCACCCAAAAUGGUUGGCCUAAAGAAAUCGAAACAGAACUUGAAGCAAGGGUCCCCAAACUGGUCCCUGAAGCAUAUUGUUGGUGGGCCUAUCACCAAAGAUGAGGAAGAAGUUGUGGAGACACUGUAUGCUUUGGCAGGAAUGUUCCCUAACAUUGAAGCUGAUCGUAGCAACAACUUAGAUGGUGUUUCUUCAGAAGCAAGUCCUUCAGCUUUGCAAGAGGCUAGUGAGAGACUUGAACCCAAAUUGGAAGCUUCUGCAACUAUAAAAGAAGACUUGAAUGGAAUUGGCAGACCAAGAACUGAUGAGGCUGUUAAUCCUGCUUCUGACAUAGAAAGAUCACCUGAAGAAACUACUAAACUUUACACACCGAUCACACAAGAACCAUAUGAUUUGACCAGCAACAAAAAACAUGGAGAAUUAGACAGUUCUAUUGCUCAAGUGGGUCUGCACAAGACGGUUAAUUACGAGGAACAAAAGCCAGCAUGCAACUUGGUUAACUUUUGUUUUCCACGUGGAACAGAUCAGGAUGCUAGUACACUAAGGCAGCCUGCAAAACUAGAAAAUUUGCUUGACAGAAUGAUGGAGAUAUCAUUGGCACAGACUCCAGCAAUUGGAAGUCAACCAGACCAACAGCAUGCGAUUGGCAAAUCCAAGAACAAUGGUCCAAUUUUGUGGCCAGGAUUGUCUUCGGCAGUGUCAAGUAGUGCUUGCCAUGGUCCUUUGUCGCAAUCUUGUGCUGCUAAAAUACCUGCUUGGCUUGGUACCAGACCUGAUUUGUUGCGUAAUGGUUCAAUUGGAAAGGUUUUGAAAGUUUCAACUGACAGAAGGUCAUGGAAGAGGUGUGCAGCUCAUGUUUACAUAGGCUGUCUCAUUCGGGCUUUACAAAUACCUGAGAGAAAAGAAAGCUUUUCAAUGCCUCCUCCAAGUCAACUGAGACCGCAUGAAGUAUUGAAACAGGGUGUUCUUAUGACAAUAAAUGACUUCAGUGACAUCAGAAAUGAUUUAAAGGGAAUUAAAGCAGCUAGCACAGUUAAUGCAGUUCUGAAGAAUUCAAAUGAUACUAAAAGUGGUAUUCUUCAACACCUAAAGCCUCACCAAGAUCAUUCUCAGGCUGCUCUGGCAUCUGGUGCAUACACCUGCCAGAAGAAGGGCUUCAAUUUCCUGUCCCUUUCAGCUGGUGGUGGUGCCAUGGAACCUAAUAACAGGUCUAAUGGAACUGGAAAUGGUUUGGAACCAUGUGCACAAAUGCAAAUUCCUUAUCAUUUGCAAAACCCCACGCUCAUGCCUUUCUCUAUGUCACAAACAAGACUUACACCUGCUUACCCUGAUCAGCCUUCAGCAGCAGCAGCAGCACAACAGGCCCAGCUUCAGUUUCCUACCCAUCUCACCAGCCCAUAUUUUGUUCCUCAUGCAAGUUCCAAGGCCUUGACAAAGCUGCCACAGCAACAGCUUUGGGCUGCCCAGUUGGCAGCUCAGUACAGGAACACUGGAACUUCGACAGCCAUGACUCAUUUUCCAAGCUGGCCAAAUGGAAGGCAAGACUCGCCUGGGCUGAUGCCCUACGUCUCACCUUCAACUUCAACACUGGAUGUACCAGGCCCCAAGUAUCCUCAGAUCUCUCAGCAGCAGCAGCAGUUGAUGGCCAUCACUUUGCCGCAUGCAAGGAUGAAGAGGCAAUCUGUUUAUGAAGAAAAUGGAGUUAGGUUUUGAGCUAGUGGUGGUGUACUGCCAUUGCAUGAGUAACUGCAAUGAGCGAUUGUGAAACAGAAACAGAAUGGGGAAAAGAGCUGUUACAAUCAGACGACUGUAACAUUAUUUCAUUCUUUACUUAUGUCAACACUUGUGAGUUGGUGCUCAAUUUGGGUAUGUCUCAACAGAGUAAAUAGAUCUAAAGAUGUAACUGGGGCUUCAAAAUACCAUAAGAAGUGCUGGCUGAGCAACCUGAUGCCUGUUAAAGCGCAUCAGCUGCCAUGGGCACAGAGAAUUCUGCAGCGCCUUCUGAUGAUCUCAUUUAAAUUGGAGUCUGAACAAUUUACGACGAACUUGGGAAUAUAUUUGCUUGUGCUUAUGCUCCGUUUUCAGUA
Messenger RNA from Manihot esculenta (cassava), 2856 nucleotides. RefSeq lists its product as uncharacterized. The record is from RefSeq and is a predicted model, not a curated record. The transcript is spliced from 14 exons. The coding region runs from base 380 to 2482 and encodes 700 amino acids. Lineage: Eukaryota; Viridiplantae; Streptophyta; Magnoliopsida; Malpighiales; Euphorbiaceae.